CGCCGCUGGGCGAGCCGCCGCACGCAGACGCUCUACCGCACGAUCUCGGGCCUCCACAAGUACAGCGACGCCCUCAAGCUGCUCUGCACGGCGGAGAACCCGUCCAUGACGUCGGCCGAGGUCGACGCGGUCGUCGACUCCAAGUUCUCGCUCGUCGUGGCCAUGCAGCGCCUGCCGUCCUUCACGGCCGAGGAGCGCGAGUGCCUCGACGAGCUCUUCUACGAGUUCCCGAACCUCCGGGUCGCCUACGUCGAGGAGGCGGCCGAGCGGGACGGCCGCGCGUUCUACAGCUGCCUCGUCGACGCGCGCUGCGAGGCGGACGGCGCGGGCGCGCGCGCGCCGCGGUACCGCGUGCGGCUCCCGGGCCACCCGAUCCUGGGCCACGGCAAGGGCGACAACCAGAACCACGCCCUCAUCUUCACGUCGGGCGAGGUGCUCCAGUGCAUCGACGCGAACCAGGACUCGUACCUCGAGACCGCGCUCAUGGUCAACUGCGUCCUCGCGGAGUUCAACGAGGCCCACGUGGAGCGCGCGGGCGGCGCGCGGCGCUGCGCCAUCCUGGGCUUCCGCGAGCACAUCUUCUCGUCGUCGCUCGGGUCCUGCGGCGACCUCGCGGCGAGCCAGGAGGCCGUCUUCGGCACGCUCGUGCAGCGCGUGCUCUCGAACCCGCUGUCCGCGCGGCAGCACUACGGCCACCCGGACUUCGUGGACAAGCUGAGGAUGAUGCAGCAGGGCGGCGUGUCCAAGGCCGUGCGGGGCCUCCACCUCUCCGAGGACAUCUUCUCGGGCUUCGCGACGCAGCUCGGCGGCGGGUCCAUCGUGCACCGCGAGUACUGCCAGGUCGGCAAGGGCCGGGACCUCGACUUCAACUCCAUCAUGUCCUUCUACUCGAAGCUCGCCCAGGGCAACGCGCAGCAGCUGCUCACGCGCCAGGUCUACCGGCUCGGCCGCUUCGCCCCGUUCACGCAGAUGCUCGCGAACUACGUCGCGCACUGCGGCUUCUUCGUGACCCAGGUCCUCAUC
Messenger RNA from Aureococcus anophagefferens, 1023 nucleotides. RefSeq lists its product as hypothetical. Gene Ontology annotation, biological process: (1->3)-beta-D-glucan biosynthetic process. Lineage: Eukaryota; Pelagophyceae; Pelagomonadales; Pelagomonadaceae. The transcript has a single exon. The record is from RefSeq and is a predicted model, not a curated record. Gene Ontology annotation, cellular component: plasma membrane; 1,3-beta-D-glucan synthase complex. The annotation marks the transcript as partial. Gene Ontology annotation, molecular function: 1,3-beta-D-glucan synthase activity.